Mesorhabditis spiculigera is the source of this 381-nucleotide messenger RNA. The record is from the annotation of a GenBank genome assembly. Lineage: Eukaryota; Metazoa; Nematoda; Chromadorea; Rhabditida; Rhabditidae.
AUGCUAAAGCUCGCGGUUUCUUUCAUUUUUGUCGGAUUGGCAGUUUGCCAAGUGACACCAGAUUACGACAACCCCGAAACGACGACGUUGCUGCAAUCUGGGAUUCAGAGAUUGAUCCCCUACCCUGCCACCUCACAGGACUGUAAUUCUUGUAUUACGGUGGUCGAGACAAUUCGCCAGAACCAGGGCAUGCAUGCGUAUCAGCUUACCGAGCUUGUCUACACUACUUGCGAAGGGACAUCCCUACGCAACUUGGAAGAUUUUUGCCUGACCGUUACCGCUGAUAUUGACGGCUACAUCACGCAAAUCAAGGAAAACAACCUAAACGACCAGCAACUCUGCGACUUGCCAAUUCCAGAUUGUGUUAAAUUUUGGGGGAAU